Equus quagga is the source of this 1709-nucleotide messenger RNA. RefSeq names its product cytochrome P450 4A11-like. Bases 45 to 1577 code for a protein of 510 amino acids. NCBI's taxonomy places the organism in Eukaryota, Metazoa, Chordata, Mammalia, Perissodactyla, Equidae. The record is from RefSeq and is a predicted model, not a curated record. The transcript has 12 exons. Gene Ontology annotation, molecular function: iron ion binding; monooxygenase activity; oxidoreductase activity, acting on paired donors, with incorporation or reduction of molecular oxygen.
GUUGCAACAGUCAGGCAAGUCAGCACUCCGGAAGCCUCUGCACCAUGAGUGUCUCUGGGCUGAGCACCCCCAGACCCCUGGGCAGUGUUUCUGGGCUCCUGCAAGUGGCCUCCCUGCUCGGCCUGGUUCUGCUGCUGCUCAAGGCUGCCCAGCUCUACCUGCGCAGACAGUGGCUGCUCAAAGCCUUCCAGGAGUUCCCGUGCCCUCCCUCCCACUGGCUAUACGGGCACAGCCAGGAGUUACGAAAUGACCAAGGCUUACAAGACCUUCUGAAAAGGGUAGAGAAAUUCCCGUGUGCCUCUCCUCGCUGGCUGGGGGGCACAAGUGUCCAACUACUGGUCUAUGACCCUGACUACAUGAAGGUGAUCCUGGGGAGAUCAGACCCAAAGUCUCUUGGUACCUACAGAUUCAUGGCUCCCUGGAUUGGGUAUGGUUUGCUCCUGUUAAAUGGGCAGACAUGGUUCCAGCACCGGCGGAUGCUGACCCCAGCCUUCCACUAUGACAUCCUGAAGCCCUACGUAGGGCUCAUGGCCAACUCUGUCCGAGUGAUGCUGGACAAAUGGGAGGAGCUCAUCAACCAGGACUCACAUCUGGACAUCUUUGGACACAUCUCCUUGAUGACCCUGGACACCAUCAUGAAGUGUGCCUUCAGCCACCAGGGCAGCAUCCAGACAGAUAGGAACUCCCAAUCCUAUACCCAUGCUGUUGAGGAUCUGAACAAUCGGUUUUAUGUCCGCCUGAGAAAUGUCUUCUACCACAGUGACAUCAUCUAUAGGCUGACCCGUGAAGGCAGGUGGAACCACCGGGCCUGCAAGCUCGCCCAUCAACACACAGAACAAGUGAUCAAGUUGAGGAAGGCUCAGCUGCAGAAGGAGGGAGAGCUGGAGAAGGUCAGAAAGAAGAGGCACUUGGAUUUCCUGGACAUCCUCCUCUUUGCCAGAAUGGAGAAUGGGAGCAGCUUGUCUGACAAGGACCUCCGUGCCGAGGUGGACACGUUCAUGUUCGAGGGCCACGACACCACAGCCAGUGGCAUCUCCUGGAUUCUCUAUGCUCUGGCUAUGCACCCCGAGCAUCAGCAGAAGUGCCGGGAGGAGAUCCAGGGCCUCCUGGGGGAUGGCACCUCCAUCAGCUGGGACCACCUGGACCAGAUGCCCUACACCACCAUGUGUAUCAAGGAGGCACUGCGACUCUAUCCACCAGUACCAGGCAUUGGCAGACAGCUCAGCAAACCCAUCACCUUCCCUGAUGGACGCUCCCUACCCAGAGGAAUCAUGGUCAUGCUCUCCUUUUAUGCCCUUCACCACAAUCCGAAAGUGUGGCCAAACCCAGAGGUGUUUGAUCCUUUCCGGUUUGCACCAGGUUCUUCUCAACACAGCCACGCUUUCCUGCCCUUUUCAGGAGGAUCAAGGAACUGCAUCGGGAAGCAGUUUGCCAUGAACGAGCUGAAGGUGGCAGUGGCCCUGACCCUACUUCGCUUUGAGCUGGCACCAGAUCCCUCCAGGGUCCCUGUUCCCGUUCCAAGAAUUGUGUUGAAGUCCAAGAAUGGGAUCCACCUGCAUCUCAGGAAGCUCCUCUAACUCUUGUGGGGCAAGGGUGGGCUCUGAGGGGCCCCUGCAGCCGUCCUGUGUUUCUGUCGCUCUCUCCUGCCCCUACCUACCUGCCCACUUCCCGCUUUCUCUCUGCCACCUGCCAGCCUCCCUUAUCUCCUG